Molecule: messenger RNA, 1064 nt
Organism: Mytilinidion resinicola
Lineage: Eukaryota; Fungi; Ascomycota; Dothideomycetes; Mytilinidiales; Mytilinidiaceae
Exons: 2
Coding region: 324-1064 (246 amino acids)
Source: RefSeq, a predicted model, not a curated record
CUGCACCCUCGAUCUGCACCCAAAGCAGGUCAGCAGGAGCUGGCGUGGCUGCCAGUGCAGCCUGUGCACUGACUGGUCGUCCGCCCUGUCUAGCAAUUGAAGCUUGUUACUAAACACCAGCUUCCCCCAUCCGCCCUUUCCCAUUACUUAUCCUUCGCGAAUCUCCUGCUCACGCCGGAUUUCUACCUACCUUGCAUUCCAAUCCCGAGUUUCGCGACCCUGUACUCUUACAUUUCUGGGAUAACCUGAUCCCUCGUCUUUAUUCCUCGACGCCAUCUGCUCAUCCGACCUCGACUCCAUAUCCACAACACUCACGUAUCACAAUGGCAGCUUCAAGAGCCUCAUCGCUACGAGCUCUCAACCGCCUUGCGGUAGGCACCACCCAAGUCCGGAGCCUCCACAUGACUGGUCCCAGCACUUUCUCCUCCCUGCUCACAACCGAGCGCCCUGCCAUCAACCUCCCCCAGGACACCGCGGGGCUGCGGGAAGAGUGCAAGAAGCGCAACCUGCCCACGACUGGGAGUAAGACUGAGCUCACCGACCGCCUCACCGCCCACCUCACCGUCAACUCGCGCGCCUACAGCACCCGCACACCUUCGCGGCCCGUCCUCCUCGCCCCCGCGUCCUCCGACGUGCCCACGCGCCACUUCAACACCUCGCGCGCCCUCAAAGCCGUCAACGACUCCUCCACCAUCGACUUCGCCUACCUCCCGGAUUUCGACCCGGACCUCUCCCCCGCGCCCUUCCUGCCGCGCGUGCCCCUGCUCCCGUCGACCUUCUACGGCUCUGCGGCUAUCCCGUCCUACGCGACGGGCGAGGCGGCGGAUGAGAUUGCGGGCGUCAUGAAGCCGGAGAUUGUGACGGCGAGCUUGGAUGGCACGCAUAUCUAUGCGCCAAGUGCGAUGAGCGAGGUUAGUGAUAGCGGGGCAGUGGAUUUCCAGGGGGUGAGGGGCGCGGUGGCGAAGAAGGUGGAGGAGAAGGUGGAGGAGGGGGGGAUGGUGAAGCAGGUGUGGGGAGGGUUGGUGGAGGAUUUGUUUGGGAAGGGGGGCAGGCCGGCGGCUUGA